Messenger RNA from Rasamsonia emersonii CBS 393.64, 387 nucleotides. RefSeq lists its product as uncharacterized. The record is from RefSeq and is a predicted model, not a curated record. The transcript has a single exon. NCBI's taxonomy places the organism in Eukaryota, Fungi, Ascomycota, Eurotiomycetes, Eurotiales, Trichocomaceae. The coding region runs from base 1 to 387 and encodes 128 amino acids.
AUGAUCAUCGACGACGAUACUCCGUUGGCGAACAAGCAAGCCAGUCAGAGCAAACAGGGCGAGAUCUCGCAGUCCUGUGCCGAGCCUUCGCUUGAGCCAAACGCAGAGAUCUCGUUGCACGACCUGCCAGACCUCUCUCUCUCACUCCGGCCGCAGUCGAUGACGACCGCGCCAACUAUGACCAGUGGCGAAGGCUAUCAAUCCAUCAUAUGUCCCGCUACAGCGUCAGCCCUGCUCUCUGAUGGUAGUGAAUUUGACUACAUUGGGGAUUAUAUGUCCUAUGAGUUUGCGGAUCCAGAUACGUACAUGAACCGGGUCAACAGAGAAAAAGAGUCGUCGACCUGGCCUGAUAUGAUUCCAAAUAUUCGAGACCAGGGAAGGAGUUAA